Messenger RNA from Elaeis guineensis (African oil palm), 1311 nucleotides. RefSeq lists its product as uncharacterized. NCBI's taxonomy places the organism in Eukaryota, Viridiplantae, Streptophyta, Magnoliopsida, Arecales, Arecaceae. The record is from RefSeq and is a predicted model, not a curated record.
AAAGGCCUCUAAAAUCUUCAGAGAAAGGCACAGUUAUCAUCACGGCCUAGUGCUCUCCCAUCUCAACUGAUAGAGCUGUUCUGGCCAUGGUGAAGAAAAGGAGAACCACGUCUUAGGUAUGGCAAUUGAUGCCCCUGCCUGUCUUCUUGAUUUCUUUUACUUUCUGUUAAACCGACAGUGGAAGAGCAGAUUCUAUAUAUAUAUAUAUAUAUACACACAUGCAUGGGGAGGAUCAUUCUCUUGUGGCUCACUUCUGUGUGUGUUUCAGAAGCUCGUGUUCCUUUGCUCUUCAACUGAGCCUCCUUUGGGCUCUUCCUAAUGAACCGUGCUGGUGCCUGGUUCUAUGUAGUGACUUGAUAACUCAGCAGCUCAACAGCCAAGUGAUGGAGCGAAUGGCUCGACGGGAAGGUGGGUGGCCUCUGGGACUGCAGCCAUUGAAUGUGAGGGUUGGUUUAAUAAGGAACCUCGAUUUUUCUGGGUCUCUUUCCUUCAGUACUCGGGUCUCUGGUUCCCCAAGUCCUUCUAUCACUUCAUCAGAUUUGGAUACAGAGUCCACUGGUUCUUUCUUCCAUGACAGGAGCAUCACACUUGGCAGCCUUAUUGGCAUCAAAAGCAUUCUUGAGCUGUCGAGUAGAUCCCUUAGAAGGAGCAGGAAGCAAGACACUUCAAGAGGGAAGAGGAGCCAUGCGAACAACACUUGGUUCUCUCUUUGCACAAAAGCUCAGCUUAAAAGUGAGAAGACCCGUAAUGCUCCAUCCCUUGGCCAUUUUCUUGAGGUGGAGAGAAGAGCUAGUAAUGGCCACAGGAGGAACAGGAAUCCUAUUACGUAUGAACUCGAUGGAUUGCCUGAAAACCAAUCCAACGCAGCUCCCAACUCUCUUUUUGCAAAUGGCCUUAUCGUUCCACCUCAAGUUGAUGGAAAUGGAGCUCUGGUAUUGAUUGGAGAUGUUAAGAAAUCAAAUUCUAGAAGAGGCUUAAUCCAUGACAAUGGCUACUGUUUUGCAUUGAUGUUUCCAUGUAUGGGUGGUCGGUCCCGUCAAUGAAGACAGGCAUCAACUUGCCUACUUCCAUUCCGAGAGAAUUUGUAAUGUUUUAUGAUGCAAGUUCGGUUUUCAGUUCUAUGGUCUUAGGUAGGAACAUCUCAGUUAUGGACGCCCUCUGAGAAGGUGGAUCUGGUUUAGUUUAUCCCAAGGCUUGGAUCACCAGGCACUCAGCCAAAGGUUAUGCUGGGGUUGAGUGGUGGGUUCUGACCCUGUUGUUUCUAUUAGCACUUCAAGACAUAAUGAAUUGAAGGGGAAAAUAAGCAUCUUC